AUGUCUGAAAUCCGAAGAAAGCUCGUCAUUGUCGGUGAUGGUGCUUGCGGCAAGACCUGCCUGUUGAUCGUCUUUUCAAAGGGGACGUUCCCUGAAGUGUAUGUGCCUACAGGUGUGGACGGGAAGCACGUCGAGCUGGCGCUUUGGGAUACAGCAGGGCAGGAAGACUAUGACCAAAAGUGGAUCUCUGAAGUGAUGCAUUUCUGUGCCGGGCUGCCGAUUAUUCUCGUUGGGUGCAAAAAGGACUUGCGGCGUGAUCCGAGGGUGAUUGAGGAGCUGAGAAAGACUAGCCAGAGGCCUGUGACGCCAGAAGAGGGCAUGGCCGUCGCACAGAAGAUCAACGCUAGGCAUUACCUCGAAUGUUCCGCCAAGUCGGGUGAAGGCGUGCGCGAGGUGUUCCAGUAUGCAACCCGUGCGGCGCUCCUUAGCCGUCCCGGGAAGAAGAGGGGCAGUCACUGUGUCGUCUUGUAGAAUUAACCCUGUGUCUCCAUUUUUUUCGUUUCUCAUGAUCCAUUUUCACUCAUGCUUUGUUUCUCCAUACCAAUCUUCGUAGUUAUGUUACAUUCAAUUGACGACGUCCACUACAAAUCCCCCAACCGCCGUCAUCAUGGCUAAAUUAAUUCAAAUGGCGUGGUUUCGCUGCUUUUUUACGUCAGCGUGAUGUCAUCAUUCACUUCCGUGUCUUGCAACGAUCUUGUCUUCUUGUUCAAUUCAGCCACGCGCGUAACACAUGCUUCUGAUGAUGUGAGUCAUUUAGAGUCAUUUACAAGCGAUAUACCCAACAUGGAUAGCCGCGGU
Messenger RNA from Desarmillaria tabescens, 798 nucleotides. Its product is annotated as small GTPase-binding protein. The transcript is spliced from 7 exons. Gene Ontology annotation, molecular function: protein kinase binding; GTP binding; GTPase activity. Bases 1 to 471 code for a protein of 156 amino acids. The record is from RefSeq and is a predicted model, not a curated record. NCBI's taxonomy places the organism in Eukaryota, Fungi, Basidiomycota, Agaricomycetes, Agaricales, Physalacriaceae. Gene Ontology annotation, cellular component: cytosol. Gene Ontology annotation, biological process: small GTPase-mediated signal transduction.